AUGAAGGAUAACCUCAUCAACCCGCCAGAGAAGGCUCCGAACUUGAUCACGACUGUAGCUGACCAAGGUCAGGGAGGUCUUGAGGCAAAAACCCGAUCAAAUUUGACCACUCAAUCGUCGAUUGCUCUGACCAAGGAUAAUCCUGCCAUCACGACUCCCAAGCGCAGCAGCAAGCGACACCCUUCAGAAACCGCCAAGGAUCGCCCGUUGCCUACAUCACGAAACUCAAGGUGUCACAGUUUUGCAGGCUCUACAAGACGGCUUGGAGACAGGAGGUGUUUGCUCUCGCAACGGCCCAACGCAUUAUCACUACUGACAAAAAUCCCUGCUAUCAUUCCUCACAUUGCGGAGGAAUUUGAGCGACUAAAACGAGAGCCAACAAUAGCCAAAGCUCAGUCCAAGUUUAAGAAGCGACUCGCAUCCACGCCAGCGAACCUGAAAGGUGCCAAGGCACACGAUUCUCCCGAGAACCUCAAUCCAAGCAAUGAACCCAUGGAAUUUGUUGAAAUCGUUUGGCAUGCCUUGACAACGGCGUUUCCAACAAAACAAGGUUGGAACCAGAACAAAGAACUUCUCAGCUAUUUACACACAACAACAAUCCUAUUUUAUGAUGUCUACGCUGCCCAUCAGAAGUGGCCACCAACCAUGGGCCCGAAUGACAACAAAUCACAAGAGAUGGCUUUGAAAUCGACGAGGACUGCACCUGAGCACGCUCAGGAAGGUCUGGAGGCAACAACCCGCUCGAAUUCUACCACCCUAUUGACGGUUGACUUGUGA
This is a messenger RNA of Cylindrotheca closterium, 777 nucleotides long. NCBI's taxonomy places the organism in Eukaryota, Bacillariophyta, Bacillariophyceae, Bacillariales, Bacillariaceae. The record is from the annotation of a GenBank genome assembly.